Messenger RNA from Branchiostoma floridae (Florida lancelet), 3369 nucleotides. RefSeq lists its product as uncharacterized. The transcript has 11 exons. The record is from RefSeq and is a predicted model, not a curated record. Bases 1735 to 3369 code for a protein of 544 amino acids. Lineage: Eukaryota; Metazoa; Chordata; Leptocardii; Amphioxiformes; Branchiostomatidae.
UCAAUCACGCUUCACGAACAAUAUGCUCUCACGUUGAGCUGGGUACGAUAAAUGGUAAAUCCACAGUGCUACGACUCAGAAAAAAGGGCUGCGACCGUCGUUAGAAAUUCGAAGGCACAUGGCAGAAAGAGGUGCUUUCGAGUAGGCGUCUCAAGUUGGCUCGGGUUAUCUGAUAACACUGCGGGACAUGUUGUAAGGGAGUAAAGGCGCACUCGUCAAAUCUUAGACACCUCCAAAGGAGCAGAUAACGUCUUAAGGCGCUCUCCUUCAAGGUUUUACGUAGACCUUGAAUUUUUGAGGAACCUCUGGUUCUUGUGGACGUUGCUGUCAUCUUGCCCGUAGAAUCAUUACUUAGCGCGGAUUAAGCCGACAACCCUCAUUGCUUGACGUUAUUGAGACACGUCUCAGCCCAUGUGUAACGUAUUAAGCCGCCUUGGCAGCCAGUUCAAGCAGGACAACGCAUUUAUCAUCAGAAAUCCCGACUUCAAAUGGUUGCGGUUUGAAGUCAAGAUUGCCACGACCGUUCCUUGAAAGUUGUGGGUUGCUGACAUCUAUUCCCGGUAGAAUGUAACGCACGCGUUUUAAUUGGCAGAGAGUUUUUCCGGAGUCCCGGUGGAUGUAAAGGAACACGCCAACAAUCAGUUCAACCUGCGGUGGCUCAGUUGGACAGGUCCUGAUGGAGAACCGACCGUUCUAGGUCAGGCAGGCGCUGUGCGGCAAAUGUUGUGAUGCGAGUUGUGUUGACCUUCGCUUCGUCACAUUUCCUUGCAGUGCGUCGAGCAGGCAGCUUUUCUUUCGGACGACAAACGCCAGGAGUUUCAGGCCACCCACUGUACGGUACUCCUCCGCGUUACAGUAGCCGUCUUUGGAGAAAUCUUGUCAAAAGCUACUUGAGGUCUGAACUGGAGAGUUGAAAUUUCAGCGAGGCUUGGAGGAGGAAACGGGUUUCCACUGCUUCACCCCCGCUUCUGAGUGACUCGGUGUCGGGCGAGCAAGCAUUCCUUGUCUACCGAGACAAGCUUACUCACGCUUACACAAAUAACUACACGGCUCGGCCGCAUAUUUCACCCUUCUGCGCCCGUCUGAGGUUUUGUAGGGAGAGAUACGUAUACCUCCAGUCGUCUACAUAUAGCCGAGGGGCAGAGACCGAUUCCACCUGCAAGUACGGAGAGGAGCGGUUCGUGCCCGGGCGCACACAGGAUCCUGAGCGGAUUGUCCUCCAGCUGGGACGCAGAUUCCUCAUAAGACGGGGUAUUGGCAGUGACCUUCUUGACCUCGCAGUGUCAGGGAGUGUUGCUCCUUUAAGGAGGUACCACCAGAGAUCUGCUCCUUUGCAAGUGGGGAAAAUUGGAUUGCCUGGAACCUUGUGGAUUGUGGCCUGAUCUGGAAUCGUACCUCGGCGCCUUGGAGUUCUUCCCACGGGAGGACGCGGUUCUUUAGGUAAGGACGGAGGUUUGGGGUCUGAGAGGUUUGACGCGCCUGGCAGAUGAUUCGGGUUCUUCAGUGCAGCAAAUCAGCCGCGGGUCGCGGGCACAUUUGGAGCGUACAGGGAUUCUUCUUGCGAGGCGAGGGAUGGUAUAAAGCAGUAGUCCGGAGGUCUAGGUCCGUGGUCGUCGCAUAACACGUUUUUCUGAUCGACAGUGUGGGCCUGUUUCUGGUUAUAUUUCGGGCAGACGAUUCUUAUUUCUGAGACAGAUUUCUGGACUGGAGAGUUGAGAUUGAGCCUUUCGUGCCAUGAUGCAGUUAAACGCACGGAAAUCCGAGGGAGGAUCCCAGGCGGUGUCCUGCAGGGUCUGCAUGUUGGCCGUGGUCGCCGUAAUGCAGGUCGUGACAAUGACCGUGACCGUGGUUCAAGGUCAAAAAGCGCCAGAAUACGAAGUGUCAUCAAUAGACCCGGCCCUGUGCAUCACCAGAGAGGGGUGGAUAGUGUACGAUCCCCUGACGCACACCUGCUGUCCGGACGGCAUCUACGAGGGCGCGGCGGACAGGCACGUGUGCAAGGCUUGCGGACAGACCACCUUCGUCAUGCCGCUGGACGCCAAGACGUCGUUCAGGUGCUGCGGGGACAACAACGACAUCCCGUACGACCCGGAGACAAACAUCUGCUGCUUCCACAAGCUGUUGAACGGACCGGAAGCCAGUACCAGGUGUAUCCGGUGCGGGAUGAACGUGGUCUCGUUCCCAGCGACGGAAUCGUCCGAAUGGCUGUGCUGUGGGGAGGAGAACGUGCCGUAUAACGGGCAGACGCACCACUGCUGCUACAACGAGGUGUAUGAAGGCGUGCAGGCCAACUACGAGUGCCAUCGGUGCGGAGAGACCGUUUUCAGUAAGCCACGCACGGCCCCGGCGUUCCGGUGCUGCGGUGCCCGGGCGGAGAUCCCGUACGACCCGACCACGCACCACUGCUGCGAGGGGUGUGGAGAGACCGUUUUCAGUAAGCCUCGCACGGCCCCGGCGUUCCGGUGCUGCGGUGCCCGGGCGGAGAUCCCGUACGACCCGACCACGCACCACUGCUGCGAGGGGUUCGACAGGGUCAAGCCGGGCCCGCAGCGGGACUACAUCUGUAACCGCUGCGGUACCGCGGCCUUCAGCAGGCAGCGCAGCGAGCCGCACUACAAGUGCUGCGGCUCCAACAAGUUACCGUACAACCCGGGCCUGCAGCACUGCUGCUUCGACGAGCUAAAGGACGGACCGGAGAACGAGUUUGUGUGCCAGAGGUGCAUCAGUAAGACGUACAGCAGGAGGAUCAGUGAGCCUUCUUACUACUGCUGCGGACUGGACGCCUACAACCCGGAAACUCACACCUGCUGUGCGGGGGAGUUGCAUGAAGGUGGCAAUGACUACCACACGUGUCAGACGUGCGGACAGAAGGCGUUUAUCCGCCCUGCCUCGGACCCGGAGUGGCACUGCUGCGGGCCGGACAACACGCCCUACAACCCGGAGACUCACUUCUGCUGCCAGGGAACCGUGCGGGCAGGUGCAGAAGGUGAGAACACCUGUCUCAGGUGCGGGAACAGCCUGUCUACCGUACCUGCCUCUCCCGUCUGGGGAUGCUGUGGGGAGGUCGUCUUCAACAUAGGCAGGCAGGUGUGCUGCGGAGGACAGGUGUACCAGGGGAACGUCUGUGACGGCGGUGCCAUACCUGCGUUUGGCGCGCCAUUGGAAGGAACAUCUGUGGAACAGACAUCUGUGGAAAGGACGUUUGUAGAAGGGACAUCAGUAGAGGGAUAUCGCGGUGGACGUCCCACUGACAACACAGACAGACAGGGCGGUGUAGGUGUUAGGAGAGAACAUGACGUUGAAGGACGCACUGAAGUAACCGGUGUACAACGGAAGGAAAAUGCGGAGGCGUCGGGCCAAGGACCGUGA